GGGGCCGCCGCCCGGACCCCGCGCUGCCGCCGCCGCUGCCCGCUCACAGCUCUUGUUCCAGGAGAGAAGGCUCCCUGUGAGGACUCCCCGGGCUGUGCUUGCUCCUGCUUUCUUAUCCAGACUUUGCUUCUGCCAAGGAUGUUCUUCCUGCUGCUUGUCCUGGGAGUGCUGGCAGGUGCCAUGGAGAUCCAGGUCCCGGAUGAGCCUGUGGUGGCUCUUUUUGGCCAGGACGCCACCCUGCGCUGCUCCUUCUCCCCCGAGGCCAACUUCAGCCUGGACGACCUGAGCCUCAUCUGGCAGCUGACAGACACCAAGCGCUUGGUCCACAGGUUCUCCGGUGGCCGGGACCAGCUGGAAGACCAGGGCAGGGUCUACACCAACCGUACGUCCCUCUUCUAUGACCAGCUGCCCCAGGGCAACGUGUCCCUGCUGCUGCGGCGCGUGGAGAUCGCGGACGAGGGCAGCUUCACCUGCUUCGUGCGCGUCCGCGACUACAACAGCGCCGCGGUGACGCUGCAGGUGGCAGCUCCCUACUCCAAGCCCAGUGUGCACCUGGAGCCCAGCAAGGACUUGAAGCCAGGUGACCUGGCCUUCGUGACGUGCCACGCUUCCCGCGGCUACCCCGAGGCCAGCGUGCUCUGGCAGGACAGCCGGGGCAGCAACAUCACGGAGAACAUCACCACCUCCCAGGUGGCCAACGAGGAAGGUCUCUUUGAUGUGCACAGUGUCCUCCAGGUGCUGGUGGAGCCCAGCAUCACCUACUCCUGCCUGGUGCAGAACCUGGUGCUGCAGCAGCACGGCCACGCGUCCGUCACCAUCACGGGCCAGCACCUCGCCUUCCCCGCCGCCGCGCUCUGGGUCACGGUGGGACUCGCCAUCUGCGUCCUGGGGCUGCUCGUCGUCCUGGCCUACGUGUGCCACAAGAAAAUCCGGGAGAGCUGCGAGGAAGAGGAGGAAAACGCAGGGACGGAGGAGCAGGAUGAGGAGGGGGAAGAACCCAAGACAGCUCUGCAGCUACUGAAAAGCGCGGAGAGCAAAGAGGAUAACGAGCAAGAAAUUGAUUGACAGGGCAGUGCCCUGUGCCCUGGACCAGCUGAGAUGUCCCCAGUGGGGACGAGGUCCGGGUCCCCUGGGAGGACACGGACCUGCUGCCACCCCUCAUCCCGGGUCCCAUCACCUUCCUCCCUCCCUGGCCAUGUCUUUGGGGUGCCCUGGGGCUGCAAAGAGGCUGCAUCUCUUCAUCCCUGGCAAGCUCUGAAGGCUGGUGUGUCCCUCCCAGGGAUGGCGUGUGUGGGAUGGAGGAUCUUCCCUGUCCAUCCCCACGUGGGGCUGAGAACAACCGGCGUCACCCCUUCCCCCAGGCACCCCCUGCGCCUCCUCCCUCGUGGCCACAGCUGAGCCAGCCACCUUCCAGGUGCCUUCCAGGGCACAUUUAACUGCCCUUCCCAAGCCCAGAGGCCUUGAGAGCGGUGAUGGGCUCAGCAAGGUCCCUGGGAAUGACUGCUGGAGCCCUGGAGGCUCCGGGAAGAUGGGUGGGACCCAGGGGUCCCCAGGCACGGUGCUCUUGGCUCCCCUGGAGGCACCACUCCAGGGGCGUGUGGGGAUAAUUAUUUUUUCACUUUGCGACACUGUGGUUCCCACUGGACUUAUAUUUUUGCCUUAAAUGCAAAAUCCCAUUGGGGUGGUAAUCUCCUGCCUAGGACUUGGGUUUUUUUGGGAAGGGCAGGCCUUGGGGGGCACCUGCUGGCCAGGUGAGGCCCUGCUGUCCACCCCGUGGUGACAGAGCUGAUGCUUUGGGGGCUGAAGCACUGGUUGGGCCAAACCUGGCCAGUGUGUGGGGUUGAGCACCCGUUUUUCCCAUGGGAUCAUGGGGUUUUGCCCUCAUGCAUGUCCUGGGGGUCCUCCUGUUGCUGCUGGGGGCGUGGGGGCACCCAAACUGCCGGGGUGAACGAGGUGGCGCGUCCCUGGUCCUGCUCCAGGGGUGGAGAAGUCCUCGAUGGCUCUUCUGCUGGUUUUAGUCAUUAUUUAAAGUCCAGAAUCUGAAGGGAUUAUUGUGCCUUGACAAAUAAAUUUGGGGUUGUUUUGGCCAAUGCUUUCCGGGCUCAUUGUGGUCUCUGGGAUGCAGCUUUGGACAUAAAUAGUCUGAAGAUUGGAAUUCCCAGAGCAAAACCUUCAUGUUCCCCUUUUAACCCCACCUGAGCUGCCCUCAUCCAUCCCCCAGCACGGGGAGCAAACGGCCGAUGCCUGCCCUCAUCCCUCUGCUUUAUUCUCAUCCCUCAAGCAGUGGAAUAAAGAGGAAAAUCCCGAAGGGAUGCUGUCAUCUUUCCGAGAUGGCUCCAGAAUUCAGGCUGGUUAAUCCCAGUGCUGGGAUGCAAGAGGGUUCUGACAGGGCCUGGUGAGGAAGGGACCUCCCUAAAUCACCUGUGAGGGACUAUUUUUAGUUGUCCUUCCCCGUCAUGAAGCCAAGCUCUGCAUUCCAAUAGGAAAAUAUUCCUAAAGGCGAGACGAGGGAACGUGUGCUGAUCUCAGCCUCUGAUUAGGGAGAGGAUGGAUGGUGAUUUCAUUGAGGGGUUUGAUCUACGGCCUGAAUUAAGUGCCAGCACAAGUUUUAACGAGGAGCCAGGAGGUGCCAUUAAUAUUAUUUAGUGCCCAGCACUGGGCUGGGGGAAUGAAGCCAUUAACCACCCCUCGGGUAACUCGUCCUUGGCAGGCAGUGGGAUGAGUUGUCCCCCCAUCUAGGACAUCGUUGAAGGUCCUGAGAUGGUGCCACAGCAUCCCUGGGGAUGUCUGCUCCAGCUGGGAGCUUCCUGGGGCUUUUAUUUGGGCAGAUUUGAGGGUUUUUUUUUGCAAAAUGCAGCCUGGGCUAUGCAGGGAAAGGAGCUCUUGAGGCUGGUGAGGGAGAAAAUCAUAAUUAGCUGUGGAAGCCCAGGGAAAACAUUCCUUAGGUGGCUCCAGGGUGAUGAGCCCUUCUGAAGUGUAAGCUGCUGUUCCUGGGAGGAUGUGCUGUGCUUUGGCUUGGGAUGAAGCACUCCAGGAGGAGCUCAGUUGUCCCUCUUGUCCCCAGGU
Messenger RNA from Lepidothrix coronata (blue-crowned manakin), 3066 nucleotides. It is a transcript of the gene CD276, whose product is annotated as CD276 molecule. The record is from RefSeq and is a predicted model, not a curated record. Bases 139 to 1065 code for a protein of 308 amino acids. NCBI's taxonomy places the organism in Eukaryota, Metazoa, Chordata, Aves, Passeriformes, Pipridae. The transcript has 8 exons.